Molecule: messenger RNA, 1594 nt
Organism: Cimex lectularius (bed bug)
Lineage: Eukaryota; Metazoa; Arthropoda; Insecta; Hemiptera; Cimicidae
Gene: TpnT
Product: troponin T
Exons: 16
Coding region: 125-1288 (387 amino acids)
Biological process (GO): regulation of muscle contraction; muscle contraction; sarcomere organization
Cellular component (GO): troponin complex
Molecular function (GO): tropomyosin binding
Source: RefSeq, a predicted model, not a curated record
AUGAAGAAGAGAACAUCCCCCUGGAUCCAAGUAAAGAAGUCCUCAGAGUUGAACGGUUAACUGUCGACUCCGCAUUCCAUCAGCAGAUCACGUCUUUAUUCUCCUUUGCUCGUAAUCUGCCAGCAUGUCUGACGAGGAGUAUUCGGAAUCCGAGGAGGAGACUCAGCCAGAGCCUGAACCUCAAAAGAAGACUGAGCGUAGACAAUCAGAAAAGGGAGGCGGCGGUGGUGGUGAUGGAGACCCCGAGUUUGUAAAGCGUCAAGAAGCCAAGACAUCCGCUCUAGACGAACAGCUCAAGGACUACAUCGCGGAAUGGAGGAAACAGAGGGCUCGCGAAGAGGACGACCUCAAAAAACUGAAAGAAAAACAAGCCAAGCGCAAAGUUAUGAGAGCAGAAGAAGAAAAGCGCAUGGCAGAAAGAAAGAAGCAAGAAGAAGAAAGACGUGUUCGUGAAGCUGAGGAAAAGAAACAGAGGGACAUUGAAGAGAAGAGGCGAAGGCUUGAAGAAGCUGAAAAGAAACGCCAAGCCAUGAUGGCUGCCCUCAAGGAUCAAAGCAAACAGAAAGGACCCAAUUUCACAAUUGCCAAGAAGGAUGCAGGUCAACUCACCAUGUCCUCUGCUCAACUUGAACGCAACAAAACCAAGGAGCAGCUUGAGGAAGAAAAACGUAUCUCACUCAGCAUUAGGAUUAAACCUCUUAACAUUGAAAACCUAAAUGUCGACAAGCUCCGCCAGAAAGCCCUCGAACUUUGGGACUGCAUUGUAAAAUUGGAAACGGAAAAGUACGAUCUGGAAGAAAGGCAAAAGAGGCAAGACUACGAUCUUAAAGAAUUGAAAGAAAGGCAAAAGCAACAACUUAGACACAAAGCACUUAAGAAAGGUCUUGACCCUGAAGCUCUCACUGGAAAAUACCCACCUAAAAUCCAAGUCGCCUCCAAAUAUGAAAGGAGAGUCGACACCAGGUCAUAUGAUGACAAAAAGAAAUUGUUUGAAGGCGGAUUUCUGGAGCAGAAUAAGGAGUCACAAGAAAAAAUGUGGAUGGAAAAGAGCGACCAAUUCGGAUCCCGCCCUCAAACCAAAUUACCCAAAUGGUUCGGUGAGCGCCCUGGCAAGAAGAAGGAUGCUCCUGAAAGUCCCGAAGAGGAGGAAGUCAAACCUGCCGAUGAUGAUGUAGAACCCGUAUACGUGGAAGAAGAGGUCGAAGAAGAAGAGGAGGUCGAAGAGGAAGAGGAAGAAGAAGAGGCCGAAGAGGAAGAAGAAGAGGAAGAGGAAGAAGAGGAAGAAUAAAUACAUCAUUAUCACUAAGUGUUAUUGGAAACAUCUUUUAUGAGUGAUUAUUGACAGUCCGAUACCAAACGUGUACAUGAUGACCUGCAGUCAUGAACCAAUCAACCAAUGAAGCAAUGAAGAGUAUCAUCCGAAACAGAAAAUUUUUACAAAUUAUUUAUUGUCAUAUUUUAACUUUUCUUUGUAAAUGCUAUACUCCAAUAAUAAUUUAAUAGGUAUGAUAAUUAAUUUGUGCUAACAAAAUUAUAUAUAUUUAUGAUGAUAAUUAAUCUGUUAACUGAGUCAAAUAUAUAAGGGAGUAAGGUA